Molecule: messenger RNA, 510 nt
Organism: Prorocentrum cordatum
Lineage: Eukaryota; Dinophyceae; Prorocentrales; Prorocentraceae
Source: the annotation of a GenBank genome assembly
AUGGCUCAAGCAAUUCUACCGAUUACCCUACCAGGCGCGAUGCCAGGGAUGCAGGCCUCCUCCAUCUUCAGCUCCCUGUUCUGGAGCUCGGAGACCUCUCGGAAGAGCAAGCAGAACACCACCCUGUCGCCGGUCAAGCAGGUGGUCUUGCUUCUGCCGGACGCCCCUGGCGUCGGCGGCUGCGGUGACAACUCAGAUCACAUCGACAUUUGCAAGCCGACCGUCAUCGUCACCCUGUGGUACGACCUGAAGAACUACGAGAAGUUGUGGCACGCGCUGCGGAGGGAGAAGCGCUGGCCGAGCGUGGAGGCGUUCUCGGUCAUAGGGCCGGUCGGCGACGCGCUCAAGCAGUCGGUAGAGCAGUGCGUCUUCACGGAGCUCGGCUGGGAGGUGAACGCCGGUCGGCGAGGAAAAGGAGCAAGUGGCAGACCGUGCGGGUCUCCGCGAGGUGCCCCACGCCGGACGACUACUGCGCGCUGCACAGCUCGGGCGGGCGGCAACGGGGGGUGA